AUGGAGGAAUGUCUUGUUAAUGAACUAGUACUUGACAGAAUUAAUCUAUCAAAUUUAAAUUAUUUAUGUUGCUUAACACCAGAUACCAAAGUGAAAAAAUUAUGGCUGAGAUUUUGCCAACUUAAAGAUAAAGGAGUUAACAAUCUUUUGGAUAUUUUGGAUGAGACAAGAAGAAAUACACAAUUGAAUUCAUUGUACUUAGAUUGCAAUAGUAUAACGUGCAAAGGAGCAAAACAAAUAGCACAGGUUUUAAGAACUAAUAGAACAUUAAAAUCACUUUCAUUGGCAAGAAAUUUGAUUAAGGAUGAAGGGGCAUUUGCUUUAGUUAGUGUUUUAUCAACAUUUCAACUCAAUGAUUAUGAAAUCAAUUGGAAAUCUAAGCAAGAACAACAGAGCAAUAGGCUCUUAGAAUAUUUGACUGAUAUUCUAUCUCAAAAGUUAAAAGAAAAAACUAUUUCAUCAAAUGAUAGUAAUAACAAUGCUGUGUUAUCAUCAAUUGAAGCGGCUAAUUUGAAACAAAGGGCUGAAAGUAUGAUUGUCCCACACACGCACCCAUAUUUAACAGGACAAUUAUUAAAGAGUGGUUUGAGUUAUCAUAGUCCAGGAAAUUUUAAAAUUGCAUAUUUAAAUAUUUCAUAUAACCAGUUUAGCUCAAACAUUUUAAAUGUUAUAGAACAAAUAAUUCAGUAUCAGCAAAAAGUUUGUGUAAUUAAAGAAGGACUUAAAAAUUUAAAAAUUGAAGGGUUUGAUAUGAAGCAAAUAGAAAGGAUAAACAAACUAAUUGAAGGAAAGCUACGUCAAGAAAAUAGGAAUAAAAAAUUUCACUGA
Molecule: messenger RNA, 828 nt
Organism: Macrosiphum euphorbiae (potato aphid)
Lineage: Eukaryota; Metazoa; Arthropoda; Insecta; Hemiptera; Aphididae
Source: the annotation of a GenBank genome assembly